CGUGGCCGCGCGAGGCCAGGGGAGCGACGGGACGACGAGGCGCUGCGGCUGCCGCACAAAAUGGCGGAGGGCGAUAACCGGAGCACCAACCUGCUGGCCGCAGAGACAGCUGGCUUGGAAGAGCAGUUGCAGGGAUGGGGUGAGGUGAUUCUGGUAACUGACAAGAUCCUUCGUUGGGAAAAAUCAUGGUUUCCAGCGGCCAUGCUCUCCGUCGUGUCUAUGAUCUUUCUGUUGAUCUACUAUGUGGACCCCUCUGUUCUGUCAGGUGUUUCCUGCUUUGUCAUGUUGCUUUGUCUGGCUGACUAUCUUGUACCUGCUCUCGCUCCUAGAAUCUUUGGCUCCAGUAAAUGGACAACUGAACAACAGCAGCGCUUCCACGAAAUCUGCAGCAACCUGGUGAAAACACGCCGCAAAAUCGUUGGCUGGUGGAAACGCCUUUUCACAUUUAAGGAAGAGAAACCUAAAAUGUACUUCACAACAAUGGUGUGUUUGUUAGCUGUGAUCGCUUGGAUAGGACAGCAAGUUCAUAACCUCUUCCUGACUUAUCUUAUUGUGUGCUUCGUCUUGUUGUUCCCUGGAUUAAACAAACAUGGGGUAAUUUCCAAAUAUGCUGGAAUGGCAAAAAGGGAGGUCAACAAGCUCCUGAAGCACAAAGAGAAGAAAAAUGAAUGAAGUGUUGCUUGCUCCCUCACCCAACUAUAUAACUCUGUUCUGGGAACAAUUCAGAUGACUUGCUGCGUAUUUAAUAGUAUAGAAGUGCUUAUACCAGCCAUUGCCUUUUAACUUUCAUGUGGGACCCUUUUCUGCUGUACAAUUCCCAACCACCUGGUCCCCAAACCACACAUUAAUACAGUGUGUUAACACAGACUGUCAUUCUCCUAGUAAGUGUGAUUAGCAAUCUUUAGUGUAAUAAGGCUGUGGAUCAGUAAUUAUUGGUGAUGGUAAGCUGAUUUAUAAUUGUGUGGAGCUAUCCUGUGUUAAUAUUUUUGGUGUAAAAAAAACAGCUAAACUUCUGUACUCUUUCUAAGUGUUUUACGGACACACACUGGACUGACCAGAUUUAUUUGGCAAUAUCCUCCAGAUUAAAUGAAUACAAUUCGUAUUUUAAAUUGUGGAUUACAGUGAUUUGAAUAAGCAAGGCUGCUAGAAUUGUGCAUCCAAGUUAACCCGUCUCCAUAAUAAACUAUAUUGCACUGGAACUGUACAGGAAACAGGUUGAGGAAGCGAAAUCAGCUUUUUAUGUUUAAAUUGCUGUAAUUUUGAUGUCGUGUUCUGAUGAUUUUAACAAACAUGGUCUAAAAAAAUGUGUUGAAAAUACUUGAUGCAUCCAUCUUGUGAACAUGUUUACCUUUGUUUCCUUCUUGCUAUUUUGCUUUUAUUUUGAAUUAAAGCAACUAUAUCCUAUUUGUCUCCAAUAUGAAUUUAAAUUUCAUAACUUCAAAUGAAUGAACAGUGUUAUUCCCAGUUUGAAACCAGUCUCGAGGAACCUUAAUGGUUUUUUAAAAUUACCGUUAGGCAAUUUUUCCAGCAAAAUAAAAGUGGUUAGGAAGCUUAAUGCUUUUUAUAUUAUUGCCUUAGAACUGCCUCAUUUUAAUUAAUAAGCCACCAGUAUAAAUUUUUUACAGUUUUCUAUUAAAUAAAGGAGCGCAUUUUAAAAAUCUGCUUUGGGCAAAAUUGGUUUGGCUGCAUAAGUUGGACCGUGUUUUUCCUUUAUUUACCUAGAAUUAAUACAAAUACAUCAUAGUGACUGGGUGAUGAUCAACACACAAACUGGCCAAAUCAGUCAAAAGUAUUAUUCCCUCCUGGGCUUAAGCACAUCUAAAUUAUCUUUAUUCUUUUUCCCAUGGUAAAAUUUGCUUUUUCCAGUGACACCAGUGUGUUUGACUGGUAAGUGUGGGAUGAGAAAGUGGCACAAGGUAAUUAUUAUCUAUAUAUUGGCAAUGCAGAUUUUUGGUUGAGAGAUUAAUUCAAUCAAUUGUGAUAAACUUAAAAUUAGUAGAAUCUAUUUAGUGCUAUGCAGAGAUUCAGAUAAACUAAUUCCAAUAUGAUACCAAACUCAUGGUGUUUUGUGGCAUUAGAAUUUAUUUUUGGAGAAAUUAAACUUGGCCAAGAUAGUGCUUCUCCAUACCAAUUGAAAACUUGUAUUUGAAGAUGCCAAGUUGGUUCAACAUUGUAGGAGUGACUUAAGCUUUUAUUAAUGCCACCUUUACUUUUAGAUAGUGAUUAAAUAUAUAAAUACUGCGCAAUAUUCCUAUAGUAGGAAAAGCUGUAUCUUUUGACAGGUGAAUGAUACUUUGAGAUUUGAACCCUGUCAGGGCGAUUUAUUUCUCUAAAAUAUACGCCCUUUCGUUGUAGUAAAAACAUGCAAUGGCAGAAGCACAAGCAAAUGACAAAAAAGUGUUUUGAUAUUUUGAUUCGUCGUUUUUAAGUUUUGUUUUUUUUAAAGCACACACUUUACUGUCACUCCCUUUCUCUUUUUUUUAUCAUUUUUUUUUUCUAGAAGAGAACCGACUUUUAGCCUGGAUUGUAAUGCAGUGUUUUAAAUGAGCAAAACAAUAUUGUAAGAGGAAAGACGCUUGCCAUGUAUAAAAAAUAGGACCGGGAAGUUAGGAUAAGUUUUGCGUGCUGACCAUUUUUUGUCCUUUCCUUUGUGUUAAAUGUGUAAUAUAGAUGGAUGUUAAUGUAUACUUAGGAAAC
This is a messenger RNA of Protobothrops mucrosquamatus (brown spotted pit viper), 2697 nucleotides long. It is a transcript of the gene ARL6IP1, whose product is annotated as ADP ribosylation factor like GTPase 6 interacting protein 1. The coding region runs from base 61 to 672 and encodes 203 amino acids. The record is from RefSeq and is a predicted model, not a curated record. The transcript is spliced from 6 exons. NCBI's taxonomy places the organism in Eukaryota, Metazoa, Chordata, Lepidosauria, Squamata, Viperidae.